This is a messenger RNA of Fusarium venenatum, 1473 nucleotides long. RefSeq names its product aldehyde dehydrogenase. Gene Ontology annotation, molecular function: aldehyde dehydrogenase (NAD+) activity. Lineage: Eukaryota; Fungi; Ascomycota; Sordariomycetes; Hypocreales; Nectriaceae. The record is from RefSeq and is a predicted model, not a curated record.
AUGGGUUCUAAAACUACACCAGAGGCUAUCAAGCCUCUUAUGCUGAUUGACGGUCAAUUGGUUGAAGCCUCGGAUGGAAACUCAUUUCCCCUCUUCAACCCAGCAACCGGUGAAAAGGUCACGGACGUCCCAGAAGCUACAAAAGGUGAUACCAACAGGGCCGUCGCAGCUGCACAGCGUGCAUUCCCAGAAUGGUCCGCUAUGGACCCUGCCAAGCGCGGCAGCUACCUGAAGAAACUCGCCGCUCUCAUCAAAGAACACAACAACGAAUUAGCUCUCCUUGAAGCCAAGUCCAUGGGUCGUCCCUUGGCUGAGUUCUUUGAGGGCUACGCCGCUGCUUCUAGCUUCGAGCACUACGCCGAAGCUUGGCCUCAUAUCCAGGGCCAGGCAAGUCUUAACACACCUGGCUAUGUCACCAUGACUCUGCGCCAGCCUUUUGGUGUUGUCGCAGCUAUCAUUCCCUGGAACGCCUCUCUUCUGUUUUUCGCCAGUAAAUCAGCUCCUGCUCUGAUCACUGGAAACACAGUGGUUAUCAAGUCCAGCGAAAAGGCACCUCUUGGCGCUGCUAAAUUCGCUGAGCUCAUUCACAAAGCCGGUUUCCCUCCUGGAGUCUUCAAUGUUGUGUCUGGCCAUGGUAGCCCCUCUGGAGCCGCACUUGCGUCGCACAUGGACGUACGGGCUAUCAGCUUCACUGGAUCUGGUCCUACUGGCCGCGCAAUCCAAGAAGCAGCUGCCAAGUCCAACCUGAAGAAGGUCAUCCUCGAGCUCGGCGGUAAAUCGCCCGUCAUUAUCUUCGACGAUGCAGACCUUGAGCAGGCUGCUAAGGAUACCAUGCACAGUAUCCAGUGGAACAGUGGUCAGGUCUGCAUGGCUAAUUCUCGUGUUUACGUGCAAGAUUCUAUCGCCGAUAACUUCGUCCAAGCUUGCAAGAAAGCAUUGUCUGCCGCAAAGCCGGGUAAUCCCACAGAGAAGGGCAUCAAUCAUGGCCCUCAAGCCGACAAGGUUCAGUAUGAAAAAGUCAUGUCUUAUAUCAAUGAGGGUAAGCAGUCGGGAACACUGGAACUCGGUGGCAACGGCAACUUUGAAAAGACCGGUGGUUUCUUUGUCGAACCCACUAUCUUUGUAAACACGCCCGAGGAUGCAAAGGUCAUGAAGGAGGAAAUCUUUGGACCUGUUGUCAACAUCAACACUGUCAAGACAGAAGAGGAGGCUAUCGAAAAGGCAAACGACACGGAGUAUGGUCUGUAUGCUGCAGUGUAUACCAAGAAUGUAGACAGGGCUAUGAGAGUCACCCAGAAGCUCAACUCUGGUUAUGUAGGCAUCAACUGUACUAGCCCUACCACGGCGAGGGACCUGCCUUUUGGAGGGUACAAGUCAUCGGGCCAGGGCCGAGAGGGCUGGCUCUACAGUUUGGACAAUUUCUUGGAGGUUAAGAGUGUGAUGAUGAAGGUUGACAGUGGUCCCAAAUUAUAA